AGAGAGAGAGAAGGGAGAAGAGAGGGGAAGACGCUUAUGAUUGACAGAAGCCAAGCUCCAGGUCAGAGUCAGGAGCCUGAGGGCUGAGCCGGGCUGCCCGGGCUGGAAACGUCCCGGAAUCAACUGGGUGGCGCAGCCGAUCUAGCCCUCCCUCCAAGGACAUGAGAUGCCAGCGUGCAGCCAGUCCCUAUACAGAAAGUCCCCGGCACUUUAGGCCCCUCGUUUUUUUCAAGAGUCACACAGGCUUUCUUCUCCGCGCGAAAUCCAAACAACUGGCAGUUCAGGCGCAUCGCGCACCGCGCACAGCGCACCACGCGCGUCCUGGGUCCCCGCACCCUUGGCGCCCCCAUCUGAUCACCUCACUUGGAACGGGUCAAAGAGUUGAGUCAAGUUGUGUGGGGGGGGGGGGGUUCCCUAAGCAUCAGAUUCAGAGAAGAAAGGUACCCUCCACCCCCAGCAGCCACGGAGGAUGCAGAAGGUGGAUCAAAGAGCUAAAACUGGGAAACGAAAGCUUGCACCUUGUCAGGGUGCAGGAUCGGCAGGAGACAGGAGAGUUCAGGCGGACUUCUGCAGCCCAAGGGCUGAGGCUCAGCAGGGCAGGCUCUUGAGCUCCGAAGAAAAGCAAACCAUUCUCCCAGGUCCUCCCGGAUUCCGACCGCCCUUUUAGCAAACUCUGUCCCCUGGUGCACUAAACUUCGCUCGGGGCGCGGGGUAAGGGUGUCGCUCUCUGGCUGCUCCCGAGCAGCGGCGCCGCAAGGGUUAAGCUAGCCUGUCCCAGCUGACAGUCAGCUGAUUGGGCUGUGAUUGACAGCUCCGAAAAGUUUCCUUGUUUCUAUACUAUUAUGCUAAUCGCGGCCGCUCUCGCCGCCUCCCAUUGGCGGAGAGUGCCAGUCAAUUUCCCAUUUGAGCCUGACGUCACGGGUGCUAUAAAACUCAGCAAUUGCUUUAAACUCUUCUCGCUGGAUCAGAGGCUUUAAAAUAUUUUUUCAUCUUGGAGCUGUAGCUCAGGCUGCUCGUCCGCCCGGCCUCUUCCCCCCACCCUUCUGCUCUCGGCUUUGCCUUGGCUCAGGACUUUGCAAUUUUGCUUUAAAACAAGCGAGAGAGAGAAGGAAAAAAAAAACCAAAAUCAAAAAACAAAAAAAAAAAGCAAGAAAGAACUAAACUCCCCCCUCCCCUGCCUCCAGCCGGCCUGCACCUCGGUCUUGCACUUUGCACGGAGAGGGUGAGAGAGAGAGAGAGAGAGAGAGAGCGCGCACGCGAGAGAUCCGGAGAGAGAAAAGAAAAUCAUAACAGUAACCCUAAGAGCCAGGCAGAAGAGGAGAGAAGCGUGAAGUGUUAAGUAGCCGGUGCCGAGGCCCGCGCCUCCGGGACAGCCACCCGCCGCGCCGCACAGCCCCGGAGCAGCAGCCGCGCGCGCCCCGCCUGCAGCCCGGCCGGCUUAGGCGAGCCCUCCUUAUGCAAAGCGCGCAGCGGAGCGGCGAGCCGGGGACGCCGCGCACCGGGCCGGGCUCCUCCGGCAUCCUCUCCGCCGCCGUCAGCAGCACCGCCACCGCCGGCCGCGGAGGACCUUUCCGAGCCUGAAGCGCCCGGGAUCGGAGCUCUCGGGGAGGCGAGCAGGCGAGGAGGGGGCCCCCGGGGCGAGCGGGAGAGAGAGAGCAAGAGAGAGAAAGAGAGAGAGAGAGAGAGCACAUUGGCGUGAGCAGGGGGGAGGGAGGGCGGGCGCGGGGGGCUGCGGGCAGGGCGGGGGGUGUGUGCGCGCUCGAGCUUUCGGGCCACAGCCACCGCCGCGCGAGCUAGAAGCGCCCCAGCCCGGCAAGCUGGCUCACCCGCUGGCCACCCAGCACAGCCCGCUGGCCCCUCUCCUGCAGCCCAUCUGGCGGAGCGGCGGCGGCGGCGGCGGCGGCGGCGGAGGCAGGAGGAUGGCUUCAGAACUGGCAAUGAACAAUUCCGACCUGCCCACCAGUCCCCUGGCCAUGGAAUAUGUUAAUGACUUCGAUCUGAUGAAGUUUGAAGUGAAAAAGGAACCGGUGGAGACCGACCGCAUCAUCAGCCAGUGCGGCCGUCUCAUCGCCGGGGGCUCGCUGUCCUCCACCCCCAUGAGCACGCCCUGCAGCUCGGUGCCCCCGUCCCCCAGCUUCUCGGCGCCCAGCCCGGGCUCGGGCAGCGAGCAGAAGGCGCACCUGGAAGACUACUACUGGAUGACCGGCUACCCGCAGCAGCUCAACCCGGAGGCGCUGGGCUUCAGCCCGGAGGACGCGGUCGAGGCGCUCAUCAGCAACAGCCACCAGCUCCAGGGUGGCUUCGAUGGCUACGCGCGGGGAGCGCAGCAGCUGGCCGCGGCCGCGGGGGCCGGCACCGGAGCCUCCCUGGGCGGCAGCGGAGAGGAGAUGGGGCCCGCCGCCGCCGUGGUGUCCGCCGUGAUCGCCGCGGCCGCCGCGCAGAGUGGCGCGGCCCCGCACUAUCACCACCACCACCACCACGCCGCGGGCCACCACCACCACCCGACGGCCGGCGCCCCGGGAGCCGCGGGCGGCGCGUCCGCCUCUGCGGGCGGCGCGGGAGGCGCGGGCGGCGGCGGCCCGGCCAGCGCCGGGGGCGGCGGCGGCGGCGGAGGCGGCGGGGGCGCGGCGGGGGCGGGGGGCGCCCUGCACCCGCACCACGCCGCCGGCGGCCUGCACUUCGACGACCGCUUCUCGGACGAGCAGCUGGUGACCAUGUCGGUGCGCGAGCUGAACCGGCAGCUGCGCGGGGUCAGCAAGGAGGAGGUGAUCCGACUGAAGCAGAAGAGGCGGACCCUGAAAAACCGCGGCUAUGCCCAGUCCUGCCGCUUCAAGAGGGUGCAGCAGAGACACGUCCUGGAGUCAGAGAAGAACCAGCUGCUGCAGCAGGUCGACCACCUCAAGCAGGAGAUCUCCAGGCUGGUACGCGAAAGGGACGCCUACAAGGAGAAAUACGAGAAGUUGGUGAGCAGCGGGUUCCGAGAAAACGGCUCGAGCAGCGACAACCCGUCCUCUCCCGAAUUUUUCAUGCCUCCCUGGAAAUUACCCACAGUAGACAAAGCCAACACUGUUUUGAAAAUACAGCUAAACACAAUGACUUUUGUCUUAUUUUUUUUUUAAUGUUUUUUCUUUUUUCUUUCUUUUCUUUUUCUUUUCUUUUCUUUUUUUUUUUAAGAACAACAAGAUAAUAUUGCAACUAAUACUGAAGGCCUGAUAUCUAAGGAAACAGGUAGUUCCCCAGGCUGGUGGAUUCUAGCUGGUUUCUCGUGGUCUUUCCUGGAUGUUUUACACAGAGUACAGGACACUGUUUGCAGCUGUUUACAGUUGUGUUGCUUUCUCCUGAUGAGUUUCAGUGUGAGUCCUCCAAAAACAUGGUUGUGCUUGACAGAAAUCUUAAUUGCAAAACUUCUCUCCUAGGCUGUAAGUUAGCCAACCUCAGCAUUAGAGCUUUUUGUUUCUCUAAUUACAGCCAUAAGAUAGACACAUAUCACACAUCUGGAGAGGAGGAAAUGGGGAUGCCACUUGGACCAAAAGCUCAGCACCGGAAGGAAGAGUUUAGGCAAAUAUAUUCUUAGAAUAAGAGUGACAUUCAUAACACAAUAGCUGCAGCUAUUUAUCAGAGUGGGACCUUGGUUGUGGUGGGGGGGUAGGUACAGUUAUGUAAUAAUUAAACAUCUUGGUAGAAUUCUAUAAGUCAGUUCAAUAUUAGAAACCAGUUUGGGCCCCUAGAUACUAGAAAAUAAAACAGCGGCAUCAGAAUGAAAUGAGGCUGAGUGACUGGCUUAGAGGAAAAGUUAACCUGCACUGAAAAGCACUUUUAGAUAUGAUGAAACUUUGGAAGAUAAUAAACACACACACAGAACAUAUCCUGUCGAAAUGCCCAUUAUUACUAAUUGAUUCCUAAAUUUUAAAACAAAGGAAGGAAAGAAAGAGAAACAAAAUCAAAUAGGAAAGUCCAGCUUUCCCCUUUACACUGCAUUUGUCUAAAUAGUGUUAAAAUUCCUUUCAUUCCAAUAAUGGAGCAGCCCACUGACGAGUCAGCGUCAUCAUUAGGAUAGGCCACAUUUGGGAAGCCUGACCACAUGUGCCCAAUGUAUUUAGAAGACGCGAGAUACACAUAAGAUAUAUGUGAGCUGUACAUUAAAAAAUUAUUUGUGGUUUUGGAGAAUGAUUUCCAUUUCCUGCCCUUUCUAAAGAAAAGUGACUGUGUUAGAGAAAAAGGCUAAUGAAUAUGGAACCACCGCACUAUACACUUAACUGCCCUUAAUUGUGAGAGCGACUCAAAGGCCCACAGGAAAGGGCCCCUGCACUUCUCCAUGUACCAGGCACACCACCGAACAGGUGUGACAGCUUUCAACCUGUAAUAGCAGUUUGAAACAUCUACUGAAAUUAGAAUCUCUGUGUGUAUGUGUGUGUGUGUGUGUGUGUUCAUGUGUGAUACAAAUACACCUGUGAAGAAAACUUUCCCCAAAGCAAACAUCUAGCAUUUUAAAAGAAAAAUUUAGGCAUGCACAUUUUUAACAGAAUUUUUUUCAUUUUUAAAAAUGAAAAAUUCUUUCCUGGCAAAGAAUUGUACUAAGAAACAAACAAACAAACAAACAAAAAAGCAAGAAUUUGAUUUUUCUUCCCAAAUGCAUACUGGGGGUAGCAGCUUUAUGUGAAUGAAGCAUCUUAGCUUUUCAAAGGCCCUGGUGAUGCUAGCAUUGACAAUUUCUAUGAUGUCAGGCAUGCUAUUUGUCAGACACAGCUGUAAAUGAAACCAAUGAGUGUCAAAAUACACUUAGUUAAACGCACACCCUAUGUAUGCUGCUUCCAUAUAUACGAUCUUUUAUUCUCUGAGACACUUGACAAAAAUCACUUCCUUUUCGUUUCCUGGCUUAUGUGGAGUUCUCCUUUAAGAAAAAUACAACCAAUUUCGCAACAUAUCUGAUAUAUAAUAUAUGGACAUCAAAUCGACCUAACCUCUGCCCUACGGAUGAAUCUGCCAUGCAGACAUUUACAGCUUGGUGUCAUAACCGCAGAGACCCUGUCCACACAGAUACUUCAAUGGGGACACGCGCCUUUUCCGCUGACUGCGUCUGGUGCUAGCCCCCUGUUCUUUCCUCCCCUUUCCCUUUACGCUAGUCUCUUUUAUGUGGUAACAUCAGUUCUAGUUGUUUGGGGGUCUCUUAAAUAGAAUUUCCUCUGGCCAAACCACCAAUGCUACUGUUAAAAGCAGCAGGAAGAGAAAAAAUGGUGGUCACCUUCAUGGGCAUGGCAUACAGCUUAGCUCUCUAGCCAGGCUCCCUGCAUUUCCUGGUCCGGUCACUUAAGUUGCUAAGGACACAUUCCGAAGCUUCGGAGCACAGAGAGAAAAUUCAGAGGCUUUGCUGCCUAGCUCUGCUCUGACUGAGGAAAAUCUACCUCCAUAUUUUUACAUUCUCAGCUUGAUAAAGUACUCCUGCUGUCUAUUGGAUCAUUCAAUAUUUUUAAAAGUCUGAUUAUGGCUCUGGCAUAUCUGGAAUUUUUUUUCUCUCCCCCUUGGAGUGAAAGAGAAAGGAAGAUGAAAAAUCGUGAGUGACAGCCUUCAGACAUCUGACCACUGUGUCCAAAAAUUUCCCACUGCUGCUCUAGACCUGAGAGCCCUUACAGUCAGUCAGCGAGAGACUCUCAGAAGUCAGCCCUUGCAACACCCUUUGGGGGGAUAAUUUGUACGACUUCCCACUGUGAUUGACUUAUAUUUGAUUAGAAAAAUAACAAUUUAGCUCCGUUCUUGGAAGAGGCACUGUCCUUUAGUUUUUGUUGUUUGGGGGAUUUAGGCAAGUUUUCUCUGAAGAUGAAGGCUGUGAUUUCUACCACUUCAGUUUAUUUCUCAAGAUACUGAAUGAAUAGUCUAGAGUCUAUACUUGCCUUCAAAACCCUGAAGAUUAUUUUUUGCUUUUAGCUGAUCCUCAAAGAUGCCUCUAAGAUGUAAGGCAGUCGUAGUGGACAAGGACAGAGUCCAGAGUCCUGUUAUUGAAACCAGGAUUUGUUUUUGAAUUUGUCUAACACAGGAAAACUUUUAAUCCACCUUCUCAAGAGAUAUCUUUUCUCACUUUUAAUACAAACCUUUAAAAUGCCAUUAUUAAAAGCCCCCAGAAAAGGAAAAUUCUCCCCAGGCUUUGCUCCAUUUAUAGUUCUGAACAAACUGGCCCCUUUCUGGCAUUUUUUUUUCUCUCGCCAGAAGUUGGAGAGGCGGUGAAGGAAUCUUAUGUUAUAGGGUUGGCUUGUGGUUGCUGGGGACAUAAAGCAACGCAGUCUUAAGACAAACUGAGGGCCUUGUUACCCUCCAGAGACGGCUGACAAAAAAGAAUAAGCAAGAUCAAAUUGCGCUGUACCAAGGAUAGAAUAGUGCAGGAACUUGCAGCAGCUGUAGGAGGUGAGAAGGGAGGAAGACUUCAAAGGCAAGGAUCCCCAGAAUAAAUAAUUUCAAGGGCUUUCACCUGCUCAGAGGCCAAAAUCAGUUCCAGCAUACACUUAAGGCAGGGCUCAUUCACACUCUGCUUCUCUAACAGAAUAUGCGCACAAGCUUUUGUUGUUGUUUGUUAAGUGGAGAUCCAAAGGGGAUCCAAAGUUUCGAGGAAAUCAUUAGUGUCUUAAUUGGAGGGAGCAUUUAUGAAUGUAUUUAGUUGUUUGUUUGAAAGUUGUGACAUUUUGGGCCAGGCAGACACUAUCCCCAAUAUUUGUUCAUACACUGCACUAGGUUUUAUGACAUCUACUGAUAAAUUUGAAAGCCGUGUGUACGUGCAUGUUUGUGUGUACGUGUGUGUGUGUGUGUGUGUGUGUGUGUGUGUGUGUGUGAAGGGGGGAACACAAGAGGAAGAUCUGCCCAAAAGAACAAGACUGAGGUAGAAAGCACACAUCAACAACACACAGAAAUCAAAUGUUUAUAUGAAUGUGCAUGAGUUGGACGGCUCUAAGAAACUCCCCAAACACAUUUUCCAGAGGGAGGCUGUGAUAGGAAUGUGGAGUUCCUCCCUGAAAUCAGAGGGGGCAUAGGAUGAGCACCUCCUCCUGAAUCCAGCACGACUCAACUUUUUUUGUUUUCUUCAUUUCUAUGUAAUCACAAAUGACCCCCUAGUAGACUUUAGAUUACAACAUCACAUUCCUCCCCUCUGCACAGAUUUAUCUUGAAUUUUUAGUUGCCAUUAGAAAGGGACAUUAAUUCAAGAAAGGGGACUGGGGUGGGGUGCCUCCCUGCUUUGGAACAAAAAGACAGGGAGGAAGGGAAGCAGUCAAACAGUCUUCAGGGCUCAAUUUUCCCCCACCCUCACUCCAAGCCUGGCCUGGCUGAUUCUGUUCCUAGAUUUCUCAGUUGGAAUCUGUUCUGAGUCCCAGCUUUGCCUGCUUCCAAAAUGAGCCCUUAGAGGAAGGUGUUUCCUCGUGCUCAGUUUAGAGAAGCUGCCAUACCUUGCAGAACUAGGCAGGAAGAAAAAUGUCAUGGACCACUGUGAAGCACACUGUGACCUGUGAAUCGGGACAAGGGUACACAUCCCGUUUGCAGACAGUAUUUGCCCAGGUUCUGUGUGACAGCAUCUACUUCUGGAAGCUUCUAGAAGUGGUUUGGACCUCCUGUGGGAACUUCAGCCGAAGAAACACAAACAUCUUGACAUCUGCAAGACAAUAGGGCAUUUUAAUCAAGGCUUAAAAUGCAGAGGGAAAGGAAGACACUGCAGCUGCUGGGGAAGGAAUUACUGACAAAGGCCAACCUUGAUCUAUGACCUCAAAUUGCCUAGGGUCAUCUCAGGUCUUGCUCAGGGACCCUCCCAAGAAGUAUGCUUGCAGGGAGCACUGAUAAAAGCCUGGCAAACCUCUAGGUCCUCUCUCCUACUAUCCCUACUCCAGCGGACACCCAUAUUGCUAAAAGUAGUAAGGCCCUUAGCACCAAGAUCGGGCCCCUUACCAACUGACCCAUGUCCCAUCCAGUGCCCACCUCCUAAAUGUCUGUACCCUCAGCUGGAAUACCAACACAGCAGGGCAUGAGAGAGUACCCCAGGGGGCAUGGUCUUCCAGCCAUGAGGCAACUAACCCCACCACAAGUGACCCUGGGAGCACUGUAUGUGCAGACACAGGCAGAGUGAAGAGGUGCAGUUCUCUGUAGAGAACUGAGCCUAGAGAUGCAUGGUUGCCCAAUGAAUACAGCUCUCUGUAGCUUGGAGCGAGCGAGCAGAAAGGCAGACAGGGAAAUGGCGGAUAAUGACCCUUUUCCCAGCAUCCACACAGUCGCUCUUCAUUCCUCAACACACCGCAAAGAGCUCUCAUCGGCCUCUACCUACUGAUACAUACAUCUUGCCUUGUGGGGACCAGCCACACAGCUGGACCCAAUUCCUAGCCAGUGUUAAAGGGAGUCAAGUGCUGGACACCUUCAGGGGGCUCCCUUGGCUGGUGAACAGCAGCUAGGAAUCUGCUAGAACCAAAGGCUGUCCCGGAAGCCAGGAUGGCUGCCUGUGGCCAGUGACUUCCUUAGAACCACCACAAAGUCCCUCGCUGCCCCGCCCCCAGCUACAGGCCUACUUGAAGUGCAGCUGGUGCAUGUUUGGGGACCAGGCACCAGUGUCACCCAGAAGGCAGCCUGGUGCUGGGAGCAUCAGCGGCAGCCGCAACCAGCUUGUCCCUGGGCUUCCUGCUAGGGCCAGUACCAGCAUCCCUGCAUGGAGCUCUGAUGCGCUUUAGAAUCUGGCUGAAGUUUUCCAGAGAGGGUGACUCUGGGUGGGGCAGACCAUCUACAGUUGGAGCUGCGCUGCUGGACCCCGAAGGGGGAAAGCUUGCUGCCAGAGCCUCUGCAUUCCACCUUGGAACUACAAUCUACCUUCCAACACCCCGAAACUUCCUGUAAACAAAAUGAGCAUUUCCAGAACUCUGGAGCAUCUGUGUUUUACUCUAUUCAUUUUCCAGAUUUUUUUUUCUUUGAUUAGACAGAAGAAGAAAAAAAAGUGGGGGCAGGAAGAAAAAAAACUAGGAAGCCAGUUUAAAAACCUUUGAUGUCUUUCUUUAUGCUUUGGACUUUACACGCUCUGUAACUGGGUGCCCCCUUACGGAAAAAGUGAGCUGAACAAGCUGUCUGAGGGUUUCUCCUGUGUUAGUUUGCUUUUCUGGAUCUAACACGAUGGCAGACAAACUGCAAGUACCUAGGAAUUGCCUCCACAGGGCAGACUUGAAAAAGAAACAUUUAGGGAUGGUUUUGGCCCAGGUACUCUCUUUCUCACAGGCCCUGCCCUUUUGGGAGGGGUGAAGUGAGGCAAUCUCCUGUGUCUUCAUGAACAAGUAUUCUAUAUUUUCACUCUCUGUUGUUCAGUAUUUUGACCAAAACAAGAAUUGUGCAUUACAGGAACUUCUAAUAGUGUUAGAUUAUUUUAAAAAUCCUUUCUGACAGGCCAGAAAAAUAGAAAAAAAAAAAAAAAGCUCAGUAGUAUCUAUACCAUACCAAAGCUGUUUUAAAACACACACUUGUGUUGUUCUGCUUUUAGAUAAUGAAUUCAAAAGAUUCUGGCCUCUGCCGUUUAUUUAUAAAUUCUGCCCCUUUAAAGUAACACAUUGAAGUGCAAAAGCCAUUUAAAGAUAAAUCUGCAGUUUCUACUCUAUGAAGUUAAGAUAGUCACAGGGGCAGAGUUCAUCUGUUUGUUCGGCCCUACAUGUGCAGAAGAGCGAGGCUUGCUUCGGCUUGUCUUCGAAAAGUGACACCCCCAACCCUCCCGCCUGACUAGAGCCAUUGUGAGACGCAACGCACAACCUGUGACAGAUUUUCUGGGUGCACUUCCCGCUUUCCGAUGCACUCACUGUGGUGUGAAGGGACUGAGCCCUUUUGAAAUGUUAACUUGAGCAUUGGUGCUCACUCUCAAGCUACUCAAACAACAACCUCUUCAGCGGGCAGGGGAAGAGGCUCUAUGCUGUCUGUCAGCCAUCUGGCCCCGAUUACGUGCUCAUGCUCCAGCUCAAACUCUCUUCUCUCACUUAUAUCAGAGACCCCUGGCCUCCCUCCUCUCCUGUGACGGGUCUAGGGAAAAAUAGCCACCGCAACAACAAAACAAACACCAAAGCAAGCAAGAAGGAAAGAAAAGAAGAAAGAAAACUGCACUGACUUUGUAUUUAGUUCAGGUGUGCAAACACCAAGGCCCCCUCCCACGAGCUUUGGAAAGUAAGUGCCUAAAUAACCAGAUAGGUUCCCCAGGUAGCCAAAGCAUAGAGGUCAUCUUGAGGAAAAUGACACCAACCAUCUAAAAAGGACAGCUACUUGAUGAGAUUUCGGGCAAGAUGCCAAAUAUUGCAUUUAAUGAAGCUGAUGCUUUUCCUCCAAAAAUAACAGAUCCUAUCAAUGACAGGGCCAGGAAGGACAGUGGGUAUGGAGGGGGGGACAUUUUUGCAAAGCCCACAUCCAGUUAUUGCUUUGUAAUAUUUUUCUAAAAUUGUAAAAUGCCCUGCAAGUAUUUGAGCUCGUGUAAAUCCUCCUUGUCAAAUCUUAACAUGUUUGCUAUCCUCCCGAAGGGUUGACGCCGAUAUUAUUCCUUCCAUGUCUCCUCAGCUUCAGUCUCCUUCCACUUACUUGCAUUUCUAUGAGACACUAUUGUUCCUAAAGACUUUUUUUUUUCUUAGAAGAGAAAGUUGUCCUGAAUUGGAAAUUUUAAUUUUUAUUAUUUUCUUUUGUUUUGAGAUGAGCUAUCUGAACUUCGAGUAAGGAACAGUUUAUCUUAAAGGCACACUUCCGGGUUUUGUGACAAUUUCAGCGUAUUUCUUGUUUCUUUUUUUACCCCUCUCCUCUCUGUAAAAAUACGUUUGUGAAAACUAAACAAGUGUAUCGUAAGGUUUUUUUUUUUGAAGGAUUUCAAUGGGAAACGCAAAUGAAAACAGGUGAUUAAUUUCUGAUAGUCUUGACAGGUACAAGGGCCGGGAUUUAUCCCAGCAUAUUCUUACACUUUAGAAAAAGAAAGAAAGAGAGAGAGAAAAAAAACAAAACAAACAUUUGAAAGAAUUAGGUAGGAAGCCCAGUGACAAUUUAAGUGAAAAUUACGCGUUUGGCUACAGCAGCCUAGGAAAUGGCUCACAGAAGGGGCGUUUUGUCCAUUUACUCUGACCAACUGUAAAGCAGCCUGGGUAGAAGCGCGGCAGAUUAGAGGAAAAUAACGAAAUAUCUUUGUUGUGGGGGAAAAUCCAGAAUGACUUACUAGUCUAUUGUAGUUAUUGUACACAGAUUUCCUGAAACCAUGUGGAAUCUUUUAAAUUAGAUUUUAAAUAUAUUUUGACAGCCUGGACUGGAACAGUGUGACAAUCUGUGGGAGGAAAUGACAGGUCUGUUUUGUUAUUAAGCUGCUGUCUAGAAAAUAUUAGGCUCUGUACAGCAAAUGAACACUAUUUUGCCACCCACAUUAGUAUAGCUAAUAGCAAUAGCAUUUUUCUCUUUCUUUCUUUCUUUCUUUCUUUCUUUCUUUCUUUCUUUCUUUUUUAGGUAAGCAUUUUGAAUUAUUGUGCUCUGUUAGUCAUUGUAAAACAAAAAGUCCUUAAAAAAAAAAAACCUUCCUUUUCAUUUCAUCAUUCUGAGUACUCCCGGCUACUAGUUCAAACAGAAAAAAAUAAAAAAUUAAAAAAAAAAUAAGCAGAGGGAAGAAAGACGUCUUAACGCUGGUAUUUGUUAAGAGGACACGUGUCAUGAUUGUCAGGAGUGUUAGCAAAACAAACCACAGAAAGGAAGGAGAGGGCAGAGUCUGGACUACCUGGCACCCAGUAAGUGCCCUCAGAGCUGAACCAAUGGGUGCUUUGAGGUUCUGGCAAUGGUAGAGACAAAGCCCAUCAGAAAUUGUUCAGAUUCCCCUUCUAUGACCCCAGGAUCACUUGGUUCCCUGUGAAUUAAGAACAGUUUUAAAGCUGACACACAGUGCCAGGCCAGUAGCAUCCCACUUUGAAGCCAUAAUCAAGAGGAGUCUUCCCUCGCACUGUGGACUGUUUCUUUCUGUUAGACCGUCCCUUGGUAGAGCACCAUGCAAGCUCAACUGCGAUGAGUUAUUCUUCUUUUAGUUCAUCUCUGUCCUUGUCAUAGAUAGUUAAGCUAUCUGCACAUACUGUCCUCCAAAGGCUCUUCCUGGAUAUUAAUCCCCCUUUGUUUAUUUUAAUAUAUUUACUGAAUCAGGUACCCAAGGGACUCUUCUACAUCUGUGAUGUGAGAAAAGCCGUUGCCCGAAGUCGAACAG
Molecule: messenger RNA, 12196 nt
Organism: Meriones unguiculatus (Mongolian gerbil)
Lineage: Eukaryota; Metazoa; Chordata; Mammalia; Rodentia; Muridae
Gene: Maf
Product: MAF bZIP transcription factor
Exons: 2
Coding region: 1920-3119 (399 amino acids)
Biological process (GO): regulation of transcription by RNA polymerase II; lens fiber cell differentiation
Cellular component (GO): nucleus
Molecular function (GO): RNA polymerase II cis-regulatory region sequence-specific DNA binding; DNA-binding transcription factor activity, RNA polymerase II-specific
Source: RefSeq, a predicted model, not a curated record